Messenger RNA from Ostrea edulis (European flat oyster), 8266 nucleotides. Its product is annotated as semaphorin-2A-like. Bases 3097 to 5139 code for a protein of 680 amino acids. The transcript has 20 exons. Gene Ontology annotation, biological process: negative chemotaxis; negative regulation of axon extension involved in axon guidance; neural crest cell migration. Gene Ontology annotation, molecular function: chemorepellent activity; semaphorin receptor binding. NCBI's taxonomy places the organism in Eukaryota, Metazoa, Mollusca, Bivalvia, Ostreida, Ostreidae. The record is from RefSeq and is a predicted model, not a curated record.
UAAACACUGAGUCUCCAUCUGUUAUUUUGUGUGUACACAUUUUGUAGUACUGUAGUGGAAAAGUAUCUGUUGCAGCUGUGAAUUGGAUUCGUAAGGAGUUUUGUUGAUUACUAAAUGAGGUAAGGAGAGGGGAUGUUGUGUAAUAAGUGAAUUUUAAAGAGAGAGAGAAGAGAGAAUUAUCUUGUUUUUGACAUUAUAAAAAUCUUGUAUAGCUGCAUUAUGUUUGACAUGAGUGGGAGGGGGAUGGUGUAAAUGAUAAAUCUGUUUCAUUUCCAUAGUGUAGGAUUUUGAAUGUUCAGGAUUAGCCUGGCUUGAAUUCUUGAAAUAUGAUUUCUAUGAAGAUAAACAGUGAAUGAUUAGGAAGAUAUGGUGUGCUGAGUAUCAAACAAUCAGAGAAAUAGAUUUCUUAGUUCAAUUUUUUCAGUAUCUGACUCUUGGCAGGUGGCAGACAAUUUUAUUUGAAUCGUUUGGUUUGUAGUUCACUUACAAAUUGAAAAGGCAGUGACACUGAAGAGAGAAGGUUAUGGUGAACAUUGAUGAUGUUAGGAUUAUUUAAAUAUUGCUUUCUCCCUCUCAUUGACUUUGUCUUGUGGUAAUGAUUCAAGAUCUACAGACAUGCCUAAAUACCGGAAUAUAAAUUAAGAAAUUCCAAAAGGUGGGUUUUACCUCAUUCAAGGAAUGGUUAUAGGAUUAUGUUCAUGUGGUUUUGAUUGUUGUAAUGUUUUAUAAGUUGACAAGUCGUAUUUCAAGACGACCCCGUGUAAACGUGCUAAAUGCUGAAUACUUCUUGUUGGCAUGCAGAAAUGUUUAGUCAAUCCUGUCUAUGUUAGGAGCGACAGAUGUGUAAACAAUUCAUCCCUGUUACAUUGUUUGAUUGAAUUUAUUGUCUAUCAAUUCUCCAAAUUUGUACAGAUUAAUAUUUAAUGUUUUUAAAAAAUGCACUAUUAUUGCUUUAAGUGUCACUGAAAUUAUUUAAAAUUUUCAAUAAGUGGCUCUCGUGAUUAGUUUUUCAAAAUCAUAUCAUUAUGACACGUACAUGAAAUUCCUGUAUACCACAGCCCGAGUGUUCUGUAGUACACGUGUAUGAGAACUGGGGAUUAUAUUCGUAGUACGUCUCUGUUGGAAAUUAUGCAUUACAGGAAGAUCUGUUAACUUUGUACAUCCCUAUGGUAAACAUCGUAAUUUAGAAUGAAUCAUGGUUAUGAUAAUAUGGCUAAAUAUCAGUCAGGGAUCCAGUUUGUUUUAAACUAUUUCGGAUACUUUUUCUUGCUCAGAAAGAUUCAAUAUCAAUUAAGGAGGUAUGCUACACCAGAGAAAUUUGAUGUAGAUGAAAAGUGGAGGAUAUGUACAACAAUAUUUUGAAGUUGAAAAUUUUCAAAUUUACUUUAUUUUGUCAAAAAAUACAGUUUCAGUAGAAGGUAAUCUGAAAAAAAUUUAAAACCCCUGCCGGACUCAAACCUGCGACCUACAGUCCAGCAGUCGGUAUUCAAACCUACUGAGCUACUCGACUAGGUAUUUAAAUGGAAAAGGAAAAAACAAAUAUUGCUGAUAUUGAUUUUUUUCAUCCAUGUUUUUAAAGGAAGUCAGCCAUUAUGACGAUGUAGAGUACUACCUUAAGGAGAUAUUACACAUGAAGGGAAGAUUUUUAUGUAUAUAUGGAAACUGGAGAAUAUGUGCUAUGAACUUUAAAAUUUACCAUAAUGAAAAAAUGCAAUUUUGGUAGAAGGUCACAUGUAUAAAAAAAAAAAAGAUUAAAAAACCCUUGAGGAUUCAAACUCGUGAUUUAUAGAUCAUCAACCUCACAUUUUUAGAUCAAGCAAUGUAAACGUAAUGACAAAUAAAACAUUGAGUAUUUGAAAUACAUGUACACCAAAAUAUUCUCUGUUUUGUUGACUGCAUGUUUUGUGUUUUGUUUUCAAGAACAUAAAAGUUGUUAGUUAUUACUGGUAUAUGACAUGAAAUAUCUUGAAAUAAUACAUGUACUUGCAUAACUCGGAUCAUGUCUAACUUUUUCAUUUAUUUCAAAGAUAUUUCCUACUAAAUCUUGAUGCAAACAAACAAAAAAUUAAUGGACCCCCCCCCCCUCCCCCUCCACUUUGACAUAUUUCAUUUCUGGUGGAAAUACUGACUAACUAUUACUUCAGAAUUCAAAUCAUUCUCACAAUUUUUCAAUAGAUGAUGUAUUCUACAAUUAUAUUGACAUAUUUACAAUGCUACAAUAUUCAGGCUCAGUGAAUAACAUAUUUCUUGGGUAGCUAAAGCUUUGUAUUGACUGGGAAAAUGUCAAUAAUUGUUUUAUCAUCUGAUUAAUUCCUAACAUAAAGACUGGCUACUAGAGCCUAUGAAAUGAUACCUGGUCGGCCAUCUUUGUAUACAGCUUGACACAAGGUGAUGAGAGACACAAGUUUAGGUUUAUCAAGACUAGAUGAUUUAAAACAUCACACAUAUAGAACUUCCCAAGCGAUACCUUAUUGGUCAUCAUUGGGUUCAGUGUUACUAUAUGUCAACAAUUGUUACUCCAGUGUCUUAGUACAAUUAUAAGUGCCAGGUGGUCAAAAGUGGGUGGACCAAAAAAUGAUCAUCAAUUUUGAAAAUCCUGAUUUCUUUUUGGCCUGAUGUUGUAGAAGUCAAAAGUUAUAUUCACCCCGAAGGCAGGUACAGGUGGAUUAACAUCCUGUUUUUCCCAGGUCGUUAGAUCUCGGCCAAUAAUUAUUCAAUCAUAUAAUAACGCAUGUUAACCCACUGAGCAAACCAGGUGGAUAAGAUUUAAAAGGACGAGGAAUAUAUUACUGAUAUUUAUUAUUUUGAAAGGAUUCGUCAGCCAUCUUAUCAUGAUGAAUGUGUUAUUUCUCUUUAAUUGUUGAAAUCGAAAAUAUAAAAAUGAAAUUGAAUAUAUAAAAUGAAGCAUGGAGAUAGGAUUUAGGCCAUUUAAUAGAACAGGAAGUGUUUAAACUCGAAUUGUUUAUUUUUACCUUCAAAAGGCAUCAGAAAUGACCUCCUCUACAUUUUGGUUGCUGUUUCUUUGGAAUUGGCUGUGUAUAGAUGGUGAGGAGUCCCAUUCCUGGAUGAGCAUUUAUAUAUUCCAUCGAUAAAAAUAUGGCAGUCCCUUUAUCCGUGAAAGGAGGAAUGGAUUUUAUGUUAAAAAUUUCGUCACUUUUCUUCUUCAUGGUCUAUGGACAAGCCCAAUAUUCCAAUCGAUUUCUAGAAAAAGAUUUAAAUAUUAACACAUUCCAAAAUGAGAGUACCAGAAACUACAGCUUCUUGUACAUAGACAACUCAACAGGGACAUUAUUUGUGGGAGCUAGGAAUCGUUUAAUACAACUUAGUCUAGACAAUAUUAGUGAUUCAAGUCAAUUGAGAUCCAAGUCAAUAAUGGCCUCUAAAUCUAAUCAAGUGCUAUGUAAAUUUAAUGGGAAAUCAGAGGAGUACUGUCAGAAUUACAUAAAGUACAUAGUUCGUGUCGAUAACUCCACACUGUAUUUCUGUGGAACUGAUGCCAACACACCUUCUGAGUAUACAGCUACGGUAAAUGGUAAUGACUUGGUCAUAUCUUCACCUAAAAAAGCUACAGCGUGUCCGAGAGACCCGAAAGACAACACCACAGCUGUUUAUGUCACCAGUGGUAACCCAAAUAAUCACGCAGCUCUGUAUUCAGCAACCAUUCUUGAUAACGGAAAGGCUACUAUAUCUAGACCGGCUCUUCCAGGGGGCAUCGAUAAACUGGAAAAUGCUGACCCCAUCCGCUGGCUGAAUGAGCCCCAGUUUGUUGCUUCGUUCGAUGUUGAUGAAGACGUUUACUUCUUCUUCCGAGAAAUUGCUCUGGAGUACUCAGAUUUUAUGAAGAAGACGGUGUCCAGGGUAGCAAGAGUUUGCAAGAAAGACCUUGGUGGUAGCAGUUUGCUGGUCAACAAAUGGACGACCUAUCAGAAAGCCAGGCUGAACUGCUCUCUUCCAGGCUCAUUCCCAUUUUACUUUGAUGAAAUUCAGGAUGUGCAACUUGUAAACAACACUUUCUAUGGAUUAUUCAUCUCCUCCGUUAAUGGAUCUUCAGGCUCUGCUAUCUGUGCCUUCACAGUAAGUUCGGUGAAGGACAGGUUUGCUGAUAAAGUAUACAAAUUUAGGGAGACUCCCACCUCCAUCUGGACCCCCCUACCCGCAAGCAAGAUUCCCAAGGACAGUGACCCAGGCAAGUGCAUUGAUGACUCAAAGAGCCUGAAGGAUGUAGAAGAAAAUUUCAUGAUGGAAUACCCCCUUAAGGACUCCCCAGUGCAGCAGAAUGGAGGUAAACCGCUCGUCUUUGUGAACGGCAUUCAGAUGCACGUUCUACAGGUGGACAAGGAGCGCAGUCGACAGGGAGGAUCCCUCAUUCUGUAUGCAGCUUCCAACACUGGAGAAGUGUACAAAAUUCACUCCUGGAGCAAUGGAAAGAAGCAUGCCUUAUCUACUGUGUUCUCACCACUACCCAAAUCAGAAGUCAUCUGGGACAUGAAAUUUUUCAAUGACAUGCUCUAUAUAAGCACCGAUUCUGCAGUUAAGCAGUUCCCAGUCAUUAUAUGCGACAAAUAUGUGAAGAUUGACGCCUGUCUCCAUGACCCAUACUGCACCUGGAAAAAAACCCAGUCAUUGUUCAGUGGAAGUUGUGCUGUUAGGAAACCAUCCAUGGAGAAUGGUUUGCUGUUUAUCGGAGAUGCCACUGAUAAAAGCAGUGAUAACCAGUAUACUCAUGAGGAUAUUCCUAGACUGAUGAAGAGUUACAAUGCUUCAAUGCACAAUAAAACCAAGAGGGACGUGGGUGUAGGCCAGUCAACAACACUACCACAUAAUUAUCCUUUUACCUUGGAUGGAAAAAAGGUGACUUGGUACAAAAUGAUGUUAAGUAAUGAAGGAAACAAGAAAGCACAAGUGCAGCUGGAUAAUAAUAAUAUGAUGAAUAGCAACCAGGAUCUCAUUCUGUCUCGAGUCUAUGACAAAGAUCAAGGAGUUUAUGAAGCUUACUAUGAAGAUGAAAAGCUAAGCACAGUGGAAGUGAAACUGAUGCAGACUAACGACGAUAUGGAGAAAGCUUGGAAAGCAAGAUUCACAGAGUGGUGUGAGGAAUUCGAUAGGAUUAAGAAAAUGAGCUAUUCCAAUCAAUGUUGACAAGGACUGAAGACAACAGACUCGUAAUAUUCUUAAAUUUGGAUUUUUUAGUGGAUUCUUCAAAAGUGAUGUUAAUGAAAUUUCUCACAUAAUCCCAUGAGGCUUAUAUGACACAAGCUGAUGAGUUUCUGCAAGAUACAGGAAAUAGCUCAGUCAAACUUCUGUAAUGAUACUCAACUGAAACAACUACUCGCAUGGACUCAUAUGAAAAUUUCAUUGUGUGUUUUUGGCUUCAUGUUGAAUGAGAUGAUGCUACAAACCUUGAUCUUGCCUUUGAAACACAUGUGAAAAUGAGCGGUGUGAAUAUAGAAUUUAGCUUGUGUUUCAAUUAAUUGACUUUAUGUUUGCAUCACGCAGGAAUCUCAAAUGGCGUCAAGUUCUUAAAUUGAUGAGCAAAGAUUUAAUCAUAGUCAAAACUCUGUUAGUGAUGUUCGUAUUAUGAUAGACUUACAUGAUACAUAGAGAAACUAUGAACAUCCAUAAAUGGCAUGGUCCCAUUUCAAUUCUGACGGACCGGAGAGCUAAUGGUAUUCAGGAGUUUUCUAGUCAGAAAUAGAAGUGGCCAGUCGAUAGAAAUGUGAAGGAAAUCUAGGGACUGAGAGAAAGAAGUGGUUUGUACUGCAAAAACAAGGAUCUGGAGAGAAACUCCAGCAAAUGAACUGUGAUAGGACUACAAGACAUGAAUAAUCAAAGUCGGAAAUCAAACAAGCUGGAGCUGGCUUUUCUGAUGUGCUUGUCAGUUUGCAUUUAGUUUAUUUUGAUUCUCAUUAUGCAUUUUAUUUUAUAUUUUAGUUUGUUUUAUGUGCAUGCUAAAUUUUCUCUCCAAGAUGUAUUAUAACUAUAAAGUUUUGAACAGUUGAAAUACUGGAGGAUGGAAAAAUAAUCUCAAAAUGAGAAAAAGACAUAGAACUGUGAUACGUAGAUCAAAAAUAGCACCACAAAGUUUGAUAGGAUUUUGAUUUAAAUAAUUGACAAGAAAUGAAAAACAUAUUUUUACUUUCAUUUUUUCAUUUGAAGUUGCAUUUUGGGAAACAGCACAUAGAUAGUUUUUGAUAACUUUUGACACACCAAUGGAUCACUCCAUGUGUAAGAUUUGUACAUGAUAGUUGUGUUUGUUACAAUAAGAUCUGUAUAUAUUCAGUUUUGGUUAUUCUGAUGAUCCGCCAUGUAUACAUCAUAUAUUCCUGUGUAGGAUCCAAACAAUGUAAGUGGGUUAUACUGGAAUUUCCAUAUCUGUCCGUCCUUCCUUCCCUAUAUACUGUGUUCUCUGAUUACAAAGAGGACACGGUUUACCGGAGGGAAGCAGGUACUUGGUCAGUCUGUCCGUCCUUCCUUCCCUAUAUACUGUGUUCUCUGAUUACAAAGAGGACACGGUUUACCGGAGGGAAGCAGGUACUUGGUCAGUCUGGCCGUCCUUCCUUCCCUAUAUACUGUGUUCUCUGAUUACAAAGAGGACACGGUUUACCGGAGGGAAGCAGGUACUUGGUCAGUCUGGCCGUAACUUCACCUACAUGCCGAAUCUUCCGUACUAGAUGAGAUUACCUAACGCGCUUCAUGAAGUAGGCUGGCGUGAGGCGUCGCAGUUCAUACCUGCAUGUAUUUUCUGUCUUUAUAAGAAGUCAGAGAAAAUUGCUAUGAUGCCUUUUCUUACUUUUACAUCUUUAGACAUUGCCGACACUAUAAUACUGCCGAUUUGAUUGCCAUAAGGUCAUGUUGAGAUGAUACGUUACUCACAUUACUUAUAAAAUAUUUAUAAGAUGCGAGAAGUUUUGAAGUUUAUGAGCUUUGAACCCUGGGUAAACGAGGAGAGGAUUAUACAUUUUGCCCGUGGGUAAACGAUGAGAAAAUUGUACAUUUUUCCCAUGGUUUGCAGUGAUGGCAUAUUUAGGUGCUACAUUUUAAAUAAAUGAUAAUGGAUGGGCAGUUGUUGUUUCUAACCCUCUCCCCUAUUUAUUUGAUCCUAGUACUUUACUAGUAAUGUUCAGGCAAUCAUCGAUUUCAUCAUAUUUAUAAACACAUCUUAUUUUGAGGCAGAGUAAUCUGGACAGCAGACAGGAUGUUGUCCUCUAAACGAGCUAGUUCUGUCGAUAUGUACAUGUAUGUAUGGGUUUUUUUUUCUGUUCAGCAUAUUGCAUAUUUAUUAAAUCUUCCAUUGUGUGUAGAGGAGGAGAACAAGGAGACGAGGAUUAACUGUGACAAUUCUAAUGAUUAGAAAUAUACUAAAUAUUGGUGUUCGUAACAAUAAUAAACCCCAUUGGUGUUUUCAACUAGACAUUAACCAAGAAAAGUAUCUUCUGGGGUGACGGAAAAUGAUAACGAUGCCAAAUGGAACAGACUCAACAAAAACUCGGAUUUGGAUUCCAGUUCUUAGUUUCGGCAAGAUCUACAAUCCCACGUGCUUUUCAUGUUCAGUAUGGAAAUGGAUUUCCUUUUCUGUCCAAGGUUAUUUGAAUGUCUUUUUCAUAUAUACGUGUAUUUUGCAUUUGUGUGUAUGAUGAUAUAAUUUUAAAGUGUAUGAUUUGUUAACGUAUCAUUUCUGGUAACUGCAGCUAAUAUCCCAGAAACUUGACAGUGUCUGUUCAUUAAGGUGAUGUGAAUGUCAUGGGCUGCAUCGUUAGUGUCUGUUUUUAGUGUUAUGAUGAAAAUACUUUCAAUUUUGGAGUUGAAAGAUGCCUUGCCAGUAACUGUUUUGUAAAUAUGAAAGGCAUCAUAUGAUAUUCCUCAUCUCUAACCUGACAACCACAAACACUUAAUGAAAUAAUGUUCACAGGUGUAAGGAGUACCUUAAGAAUGAGCUUGUUAUUGCACAGGGCACUAUGUAACGUUUACCGAUAUAUUGAUGUAGUUCUGUACCAUGUCCAUUUCUCCAGGAGUAUAGAUUUAAAGUGUUCAGAAUCAAAAUUUCUGAAAACUAAAGGUUUACUUUUAAAAGCAUCUGAUUCAAAACAUUGUAUCAUAUUAUCUAGUGCCAUGUGGAUUAGUACCCAGAUUAAGCUAGUGUAUAUGUAUAAACAGUAAUGUGAAUCUGUGUUCAAGGGAGACUCCACAGGAUGCCAUUGUAAUUUACCCGUAUGUAAUUUAUUUUUAAUUCAUUUUAUGCAUGAAAAUAAACCUGAAUUGGAUUCAU